Messenger RNA from Labrus bergylta (ballan wrasse), 1039 nucleotides. It is a transcript of the gene foxl2l, whose product is annotated as forkhead box L2-like. Gene Ontology annotation, biological process: cell differentiation; anatomical structure morphogenesis; regulation of transcription by RNA polymerase II. The record is from RefSeq and is a predicted model, not a curated record. NCBI's taxonomy places the organism in Eukaryota, Metazoa, Chordata, Actinopteri, Labriformes, Labridae. Gene Ontology annotation, molecular function: DNA-binding transcription factor activity, RNA polymerase II-specific; RNA polymerase II cis-regulatory region sequence-specific DNA binding.
GCCAGACUGAGCCAGCGCAAUGGAUGCAAAAAUGGAUUCAUCUGACGACCGGGGAGUGCAGCUCCUGGACAUCAGCUCCAACUCGCCCUCUCCUGAGCCCCGAGGUGCGGAGGAGGUGUCAAGCCAGUGGGCGAAACCACCCUAUUCAUACGUGGCUCUCAUCGCUAUGGCAAUAGAAGACUCUACGGACAAGAGACAAACGCUGGGCGGAAUAUACGACUUCAUCAUCUCCAACUUUCCCUACUAUGAGAAGAACAAAAAAGGUUGGCAAAAUAGCAUACGACACAAUCUGUCUCUCAAUGAGUGCUUUAUCAAAGUCCCCCGGGAGAUUGGGGCUGACAAGAAGGGCAACUUUUGGAUGCUGGACCCCGCAUUUGAGGACAUGUUUGAGAAGGGGAACUACCGGCGGCGGAGGAGGGUGAGGAGACCCUACAGACCAUCCACCGUUCCUUACUUGACCGGGAACCCCGUGGACUUGUCCAAACCUCUCUACCUAGAACCUUUUGUGAGCGGCACCUGGGGUCUGUGCAUUCCCGGCUCCGAGCCCUCUCGAUACCCACCUGUGCAUCCCCGCAGCGUGUCUCCCAACGGGACAUAUUGCACGGUCCCAAACUUUUACCACCCUCCAUACGGUGGCACUGGUUACCAUCACCACCCGUCUGUACUGGUCCCUCAAAACGUGUGCACCUACGGCGGAGUGACCCAGCCGAUGAGUCCAGAGGGAAGCAGCCUGUCAGUGGCCUGCAGCCAGCAGUUCACAUGUCAUCAUUCAUCAUUUGACCAGUAAGGUUUGGAGUUAUUCAUUUGACAGCCAAGUUCACGAAAAGUUCUUGUAUUUCAGUUUUAGUUCGGCUGUCGUUAGUUUGUUAUGGACAUAUAAAUGUGUGAGUUGAAUUCCUGUAUAUGUUUCCAAACCCCCAUUUGCUUUUUGUAUUUUUGUUGUUGUUGUUGUUGUUCUGAUAAAUGCCUGACCAUUUGUUACUGUGUUAUUUAUUAAUUUUCUCUGGCAUUUUUCAAUUCUACUAAACUGCUAUGCAAU